Xenopus laevis (African clawed frog) is the source of this 2104-nucleotide messenger RNA. It is a transcript of the gene kmt5a.L, whose product is annotated as lysine methyltransferase 5A L homeolog. Gene Ontology annotation, biological process: regulation of DNA damage response, signal transduction by p53 class mediator; S-adenosylmethionine metabolic process; regulation of transcription by RNA polymerase II. Gene Ontology annotation, cellular component: nucleus; chromosome; polytene chromosome. Bases 197 to 1207 code for a protein of 336 amino acids. The record is from RefSeq and is a predicted model, not a curated record. NCBI's taxonomy places the organism in Eukaryota, Metazoa, Chordata, Amphibia, Anura, Pipidae. Gene Ontology annotation, molecular function: histone methyltransferase activity; protein-lysine N-methyltransferase activity; histone H4K20 monomethyltransferase activity. The transcript has 8 exons.
UUCGACUGACAGCGAUGUUAGCCAAUUAGGGAAGAGAUAGGCGGAUACAUACACUUCUAAGCUUCUUGCUUUUAAAUGAGAUUUGUAGGGCUUUAAACUUAAUGCAGUGGCGUGCUUCCAACUUAUUUAUUCGGCAUUUUGCUAUUUAUACUGUUGGAUUUCGGGGUGAACGGAGCUAAUCGUACAACAAGGCAUCAUGGGAAGAGGGAAGAAAAUGUCCAAACCCGGCGACGGAAGGAGCGGGGACGUCCCAGAGACCUGCAGGACCGGCGGCACCAAUGAGAAUCAUCCUAAAAUGAACGGGGAAGUGGUUCAUUUAGGGCAGCCCAAAAUCUACUCCUAUAUGAGCCCAACUAAAUCUCCCAGUGGCCGCCCUCCCCUGCAGGAAGAAAACUCUGUUGCACACCAUGAGAGCAAGAAUCUGGGGAAACCCACAACAGAGACUCGCAAAAAAGCGGAGGUUGAGAAAAAGAGAAUAUCUUCAGCAACAGAACUGUCAGUAAAAUCCAGUAAGCAAAGAGAGACUGAAUGCAAUUCCAUAGGAGAGUAUUUUCAAACAAAACAAGAACUGACCGACGUACAGAGAAACACCGCAUUGACACCUGUAGACAAGCUGCAGUCUCAGAAGAUGGUUAAAAACAAAUCUCAAAGAAGGAAGGCUCAAAGAAAGAAAUCCCCAAACAGAAAACUUACUGAUUAUUACCCUGUGAGAAGAAGCUGCAGGAAGAGCAAAACGGAGCUUGAGUCAGAGGAGAAGAUGAGAAUAGAUGAACUUAUUCAGACUGGCAAAGAAGAUGGGAUGAAGAUGGACAUGAUUAUUGGGAAAGGUCGAGGCGUAAUUGCCACUCGGGACUUCCAGCGAGGAGAGUUUGUUGUAGAAUACCAUGGAGAUCUAAUAGAAAUCACGGACGCUAAAAGGAGAGAGGCGUCCUAUGCACAGGAUUCAGCUACUGGCUGCUAUAUGUACUAUUUUCAGUAUUUGAACAAAACCUACUGCAUUGAUGCCACAAGAGAGACUGGCCGUUUAGGAAGGCUGAUAAACCACAGCAAGUCUGGGAACUGUCACACCAAACUGCACAACAUCAACAAUGUACCUCACCUUAUACUCGUUGCAUCGCGGGAUAUCCUAGUUGGAGAGGAAUUACUGUAUGACUAUGGUGAUAGGAGAAAAUCUUCCAUUGAGGCACAUCCUUGGCUUAAAAACUGACCUGCAGAUGGACACAGCUGAUUUUACAAUUUGACUUUGUGAUCCGCUUCUGUUCUGCUUUUUAAAUUCCCUUUUACAUUUAAUAUAUAAAUGAUAUGGAUUUAAAUGCAUUAUGUCUUUACCAAAAGUUUUAUAUCUGGUUUUUGUAUGUUUGCAUAAUUUAGUGCUUCCAAAGCAUGCAGGUUUUUUUCCCUCUUUUAAAUGUGUAUGCAUAGGGACAUGUCUUAUUGCAGAAGAGCGAAUGGAUAAUUCUCAAGUAGCAGUACAUUUGAACCGGUCUUUGUAAUAUAACCAUAGUAAAUGCAGGCUUGGAAUUUAUCAUCCUUGCUGUUUAGUAAACAUUUCUAUGUUAUUCCUCUGUGGGGGUUAAAAUAGUAUUACAUCAGGGAGGUAACUAUCUGCAGCAUGCAUUCACCUUUCCUAUGCAUAAAAUCCUUAUUUGCAACCAUGCUCUCCAACAUUAUAUAACGAGACAUGGAACAGGAAUUCUUCACUUGUAGAUCUCUAAAUGUUGCUGAAUUACAACUCCCAAUGCAUUCUGGGGUUUAUAGUCAAGCAGCAUUUGGGAGCCACAAAGUAGAAGGUACUUUUUUUUUUUUUUUAAAUAAGGGUUUGUGUCUUAUUUAGAGAGUUUAUAAUGUCUAUCCUUGUUAGGUGGCAACAUAUUAAGUGCUUUGUGAUGAAGAUAAUGAGUUUAUGUUCUUUAGUAACAUUUCAGCAGGUAACCUCUCCACUCUGUUUUGAAGGGGAUAGAUGUGAGAAGGUUCUUAAAAUAUGAUUGUUUAAAUAGAGGAAAAAUGCCAUACUAAGCUUCAAAGUGUACCCCAAGUUUUGUUAUUGAAGCCACAUUUUAUAUAUAUAUAUAUAUAUAAAAAAAAAACUUCUGUGGGCUGGUGC